CACAUUCUCAAGCAUCCAGAACAAGAAUUAUAAUCUCCACCUUCACAAUCAAUAUGUUCUCAGCCCUCUUGACUCUUGCUCUGGCUGUUGCAGCACUUGCAGCACCAGCACCUACCUCUCCUGCGCCACCUGCAGGCCAAGUUUCUAUCAAAAGCAUCACGUAUGGAGGCACUGGAUGUCCCCAAGGCUCAGUCGGCUCCUUCAUCUCAGAUGAUAAGCAGACCUUCACCCUCAUCUUCGACAACUACGUCGCCUCAAUCGGCCCUGGAGUGGCCGUCACCGAGAACCGCAAGAACUGCCAAAUUAAUCUCGACCUCUCCUACCCGUCCGGCUUCCAAUACAGCGUCUUCAACACCGUAUAUCGUGGAUAUGUCGGCAUUGACGCUGGUGUAACUGCUCGCCAACAAUCCACAUUCUACUUCUCUGGCCAAUCCGCACAAUGCAGCACAGGCACCAACUUCAGCGGCCCCAAAUCCGGCGACUACUCCGUAACCGAUUCCCUUCCCCUCACAUCCGUAGUCUGGUCCCCGUGCGGCGCUUCCACGGCCUUGAACAUCAACUCUCAGGUUAGACUUGCUAGUACGAGCACCUCUGGCACUGGACAAAUCACGGAUGAUUCUGUGGAUGGGAAGAUCACGUUCGUUGUUGGUGUGCAGUGGCAGACGUGCUAGUCUGGCGUGCAAUAGGGGGCGGAAGGGGGUUUUACUUCGUGGCUGAGAUUUGAUUCGAGGCUCCUCUUUUAGGGAUUAGGUUGAUGGACGAGGUGGGCUC
Molecule: messenger RNA, 771 nt
Organism: Mollisia scopiformis
Lineage: Eukaryota; Fungi; Ascomycota; Leotiomycetes; Helotiales; Mollisiaceae
Exons: 3
Coding region: 54-671 (205 amino acids)
Source: RefSeq, a predicted model, not a curated record